Molecule: messenger RNA, 1955 nt
Organism: Lineus longissimus
Lineage: Eukaryota; Metazoa; Nemertea; Pilidiophora; Heteronemertea; Lineidae
Product: glutathione S-transferase 3, mitochondrial-like
Exons: 7
Coding region: 84-545 (153 amino acids)
Cellular component (GO): endoplasmic reticulum; nuclear envelope; membrane
Molecular function (GO): glutathione peroxidase activity; glutathione transferase activity
Source: RefSeq, a predicted model, not a curated record
CUCCAUGACGUCAUCGACAAGCCAGGGGUAUUCCUAUUCUCUAUUUCUUUGUCGAAUCACUCGUUUUACAAUCAGUUGACAAAAUGUACUCCAAGAUGCAUGAAGUCCUCCCCAAUGACUACUGGAUGGUUGUUGCUUCUGGAGUUGCCAGUCUGUUUGUAAAUUUCUGGCACAUGUCCAAGGUUGUUAAGGCUAGGAAGCUGCAUAAAGUCGAGUACCCAGCUCUGUACUCUCCUACCAAUAAUGAUUUCAACUGUGUACAAAGGGCUCACCAGAAUUACUUAGAGAACCAGCCACAGUUCCUCAUGAUUCUGUUCCUUGGUGGACUGCAGUAUCCUAAAAUCAGUGCAGCAGCUGGCAUGAUAUACCUGGCUGGCCGUGUUGCGUAUGCUAUUGGUUACAGCUCUGGAGACCCUAAAAAGCGUAUGCGUGGUGGGUUUGGCUACAUUGGCAUGUUUGCCCUUCUUGGCGCGUCAAUCUCAUUUGCAUAUCACCUUGGUAAAGCAAGUGGCUUUAGUGGUUUGUGCACGCCCAGCCAGAGUUAAAAUCCUAGCAAGCGUCGACGAGGAGCUUUCGGUUACAUCGGUAUCCUGACCCUUCUUGGCAAUACCGUCUCAUUGGCAUACCAUCUUGGCUCUCACAGCGGAUUAUUUGGACGUCCUUGUUGCUAGACAAGUAGUGUCAAGCACUUCAUCAAAAAGAACAACAAAAAACUUCGACAGAUUGUCUGGAAUUCUUAGAAAGUUGAUAUGCACUGAAGCAAGAGGGACACUGGAAGUUUAAACACGCUUUAGUAAAUUUCAAAUACACCCUAAAUUUGUAGCCGGAAAUUGCUCAUUGUUAACUCAGUAGUUGAACAAUUAACAACUUCAUUAGUUUACUGUAGUUCAUAUAUUACUUCCAGUCCACUGUGUCUCAUAGGACUAGGAUUUCACCCAGUACUAAAUGAAAUGGGCCCAAAAACUAUGAUUCAGUCUGAACACUCAGUGAUCUUUGAAAGAUAAGAAGUGGUAGUAUUUAAAUUGUAGGCAGGUGUGUAUCAUUCUGUUGUUUAUACAUGUACAACGCUUUAUGUAAAAUAAUUCCAAAAAUUUUAUUUGUAUUCGUAUCAAAUUAUGAUGUAGCAUUUUAUUGCAGAAAUCAAACCACCAAAGAUAGAACAGUUACCCAGGUAGACUCUCUGAACAUGUUUUAUUGCUUAAAAUCAGAAGAUAUUUGGAUCGUGUCUGCUUUGGUUACUAUUUGAGGAAGUGAGAAGCUUUGUCAGCCAUUCUGGAAUUUCAUAGGGUUUAAUUUGACAACUGCCUAGACCAACACUGUUCAUCUUUGGUGGCGUUUGAUUGUAUUCAUGUAUGUAGUAAUUUGUAGAAGUUUCAUUGAUAAAAUCAUAAAUCCAUGAUGUAUUCAUAAAAAACUAAACCUCAUCGAAAUAAUCUCUAAAAAAAUAUAUUUUUCGUCUUUGGAAAUCUGAACAGCCUGCAAAUAUCAUAUUUCAAUCAAAUUAAUUGUCCAAUAUAUAUAUACAAUCUGUGUUUCUGGACCUUAAAAUAUCAUUUCUGUCAUUGGAUAGAAUUGAUUUGUUAUGCGAGCACAGAUUUAUGUUGCUUUAAAAUUGUCCGUGACCUUUGCAUUUGAUACUUCAAUGAAAAGACAUCUUUGACUAUUGUGUCAGUAUCAUGUUCUAGGUCUUAUCAAUCUCGAAGUAUAAAAAUAAAACACAUCCAGCACACGGUAUAAAUAAGAAAAGCGGACUCAAUUAGCCAAUGCCUGCUUUCAUGGAUGUGCACUUGUUUUUGCUAGCAGGCCUGAAAUGAGUACAAUGGUGCCUGUGACCACUUUUACUUGGCACGAGAGAUCCAUGUAAAAUGAAUUAGUUGCCCAUGUGCUGAUGUAAACUUUACUUCUGUUGGCUGUAUUUUCUGUUCAAAAUAAAAGAUCAUUGACAUUAAAUAUCA